AUGGGCUAUAUUGGAGAAAGUCCAGCUCAUGAUGCAGACAUCAGUGAGUCUGGUAUUUCUGUUAGAAGCACUGGUUCAGCUGCUUCUAUGACCAGCCAAGGUGAGCGAAAGAGAAGGACACUUCCACAGCUUCCCAAAGAGGAGAAAGUGAGUGAAACCUCAAAAGUGAAAAGUACAUCUCAUCAGAGAUCAGAAAUAGGUGAAAAGCAAGACACUGAACUUCAGGAGAAAGAAACUCCAGCUCGUGCCUCUGAUGCUGACAGCAGAAGUAUAGCUAAGUCAAGCAGAACAACAAAUGGUCUUUCUCCCAAAGCUACUGGAGACAAAGUUUUUUCUUUCCCCACCUCUUCCAAUAAAGAGAGAGUUGAAACUGGCAGAGAAACUUCUGUGGUGAAACAAGCUUUAGCAAAAAUUCAGCAACAAGAAAGAAAGGAGCAAGGACACUGGACACCCACAAAAUUAUCCUCUACAAAGCCUGCUGCAAACCAGGUUGAGAAAGGUAGGGAGGAGAUUUCUAUGUCACCCAAAACUGCGGAUAAUCAAGACAAAGCUCCUGGCCACAUUACAGAUAAAGCAGAAAUGAAAUUGGCACAGAGCGAGGCAAAAAGAAGAAAAAAUGAAGAAACUAUUAAAGGACAAAGUCCUAAAGCAUCUGGAGGAGAAAAGAAGGAAUCUUCAAAACCAUUAGUGAGGCAAGGUAGCUUUACUAUAGAUAAGCCUAGCACAAACAUACCUAUAGAACUUAUUCCUCACAUUAAUAAGCAAAGUGGAUCUGCUGCCCCCUUACCAUCUGCAAACAGGAUACGUGACAGAAGUGAUUCAAUGGACACUGAUUCCAGUCUAGAUACAACACUCAUUUUAAAAGACACAGAAGCUGUAAUGGCUUUCCUUGAAGCUAAAUUGCGUGAAGAAAAAGAAAAUAAAACUGAUGAAGGUCCUGAGACUCCUAGCUAUAACAGAGACAAUUCCAUAUCACCAGAAUCAGAUGUAGAUACAGCCAGCACAAUCAGUCUUGUUACUGGUGACACUGAAAGAAAAUCCACACAGAAACGAAAGAGCUUUACAACAUUAUAUAAAGAUAGAUGUUCCUCUGGUUCCCCUUCAAAGGAUGUUUUAAAAUCUUCUGCAACAAGUGCCAGAGAAAAGAUGGAAAAGAAAACUAAAUGUAGAUCUUCAGAUGGUGGGUCUAGAGCUGAUGGCCGCAAAACUGUGCAAUCCAGUGGAAGAAUGAGACAGCCAUCAGUAGAUUUGACAGAUGAUGACCAAACAUCUAGCGUACCUCAUUCUGCUAUUUCUGAUAUCUUAUCAUCUGACCAGGAAACCUACUCUGGCAAAUCACAUGGAAGAGUUCCUUUUGCCUCAGCAGACGAACUUUUACAUUCCAAAGCAGAAGGAAAGUCAGCCAAAUCAAAAACAUCUCCUGUUGCUCUUGGGCAGUCUAGUAAAUCUACCACUCUUCCGAGGCCUCGUCCUACAAGGACUUCCCUCUUGCGCAGAGCACGACUUGGUGAAGCCUCAGAUAGUGAGCUUGCUGAUGCUGAUAAGGCUUCAGUGGCUUCCGAAGUGUCCACUACAAGUUCUACAUCAAAACCUCCAUCAGGGAGGAGAGGUAUUUCCAGAAUAGACUUACUUGCUCAGCCUCGCAGAACUCGACUUGGCUCUUUAUCAGCACGUAGCGAUUCUGAAGCAACAAUAACUAGAAGCACUGCCUCAUCUCGUACCCCAGAAGCUAUUAUCAGAAGUGGUGCAAGGUUAGCGUCAGCAGGAGAUAGCAGUAAACUUUCUGCUAGAACUCGAGCCAAUAGCAUUUCUCGACUUUCAGAUUCAAAAUCCAAAUCUUUGGCGUCAGCUCAUAAUUCUCCUUCAGUAAGUGCAAGAUGGAGGCGCUUUCCUACAGAUUAUGCUUCCACCUCAGAAGAUGAAUUCGGAUCAAACCGUAAUUCCCCUAAACAUACCCGUCUACGUACCUCUCCAGCCCUGAAAACCACACGACUGCAGAGCACGGGAACAGCAGCUCAAAGCAAUACAUUCAAGCACAGAAUAAAGGAACAAGAAGACUACAUUCGCGACUGGACUGCUCACCGAGAAGAAAUAGCAAGGAUCAGUCAAGAUCUCGCUCUCAUCGCACGGGAAAUCAACGAUGUAGCAGGAGAUAUAGAUUCAGUGACUUCAUCAGGCACUGCCCCCAGUACCACAGUAAGCACUGCUGCCACCACCCCUGGCUCUGCCAUAGACACUAGAGAAGAGGUAGGAGAUCUUCAUGGAGAAAUGCAUAAGUUGGUUGACCGGGUAUUUGAUGAAAGUCUCAAUUUUAGAAAAAUCCCUCCACUAGUGCAUGCCAAACCACCAGAGGGGAGUGAUCGGCCUAAUGGUGCUAGACCUCAGCUAACAGAUGCCCUCGAUCCCCCAACAAUUACCCGGAGAAGGACUUGGAGCAGAGAUGAAGUUAUGGGGGACAGCUUGCUGCUGUCCUCAGUCUUCCAAUUUUCUCGCAAGAUAAGACAAUCCAUAGAUAAAACAGCUGGCAAAAUCAGAAUAUUAUUUAAGGACAAAGACAGAAAUUGGGAAGAAAUUGAAAACAAGUUGCAAGCUGAAAGUGAAGUUCCUAUUGUGAAAACAUCAAGCAUGGAAAUAUCAUCAAUCUUACAGGAACUGAAACGAGUUGAGAAACAGCUGCAAGCAAUUAAUUCUAUGAUCGACCCUGAUGGUACCCUGGAUGCUCUGAGCAACCUGGGAUUCGGCAGCCCCAUCUUACCAGCUCAGCCGAAGUUGAAGUCCAGUCCAUUUUCCCAAAGCGCUCGCCCUCAAGUGCAGCCAAACUGCCAGCCUGAAGCUCGGGCUCUUCAACCCGCCACCGGCCUUGUCACAGCUGAAUUUGAGAAUGCUGAAUCCGAGUUGGAUUUUAGCAUACAUUUCAACAGGUUUAACCCAGAAGGGGAAGCGGAUGAUGCCACCCUGCACGAGUGACAUCUCAAUGUUGACAAAAAAACCUUUCAUGUGGAAUGUUUAGGAAUAAAGGAAAAAUUAUAAUAUUGGUUUUAUAAUU
This is a messenger RNA of Mesitornis unicolor (brown roatelo), 3046 nucleotides long. It is a transcript of the gene CEP170, whose product is annotated as centrosomal protein 170kDa. Gene Ontology annotation, cellular component: centriole. Lineage: Eukaryota; Metazoa; Chordata; Aves; Mesitornithiformes; Mesitornithidae. The record is from RefSeq and is a predicted model, not a curated record. The transcript is spliced from 9 exons. The coding region runs from base 1 to 2967 and encodes 988 amino acids.